Molecule: messenger RNA, 2712 nt
Organism: Cryptosporidium muris RN66
Lineage: Eukaryota; Apicomplexa; Conoidasida; Eucoccidiorida; Cryptosporidiidae
Product: Spc97 / Spc98 family protein
Exons: 1
Coding region: 1-2712 (903 amino acids)
Biological process (GO): mitotic cell cycle; meiotic cell cycle; spindle assembly
Cellular component (GO): centrosome; spindle pole; gamma-tubulin small complex
Molecular function (GO): microtubule minus-end binding; gamma-tubulin binding
Source: RefSeq, a predicted model, not a curated record
AUGAAUUUAUUCACAUGGGAAGGCAAUAGUCUGUCUGAGAUAAGGCAAAAGCCUACUAUAAUUCCGGAAUUGCUUAAGGAGCUAGUUAAACAUCUAGUAGCUACCCAUGAAACUUUGGAAAAUUGUGAAAAACAUAUAAGCAAAGAGAAGUUAGUACAAAGGUGCUACUUGAAAGCUCUUAAGGUUAUAAAGGCUCACAUCGUAUCUGGGUCAAAAUCAAUAACAAUAUCUGAUUCACCAUUGGAUGAAGCUCUAGAGUUACUGAUAAGCUCUAAUAAAUCUAUACAAGCUCAAAAGUUGAGCCUGCUCUAUGAUCGUCUUUCUAUUUUGACUUUAGCAAUUCCAGAGCUAUCUAAAUUUGUAUCUGAUGGGCCUUCUGGUCGCUUUGAAGACAAGGUAAUAAGAUUGCUAUUACCAUUGUGGAAUACCAAGAAUUCUAAUAUUUCUAAUAUAUCCAUUCGUAAUAAAAGUGUAUUUGAUAAAUUUAAUGAUGGGAAUUUGCGGGUCUUGGAUUCAUCUGAUACAAUCUGCAAAAGCAUAGGUCAAUUAAGGCCUAGAACAUCGGUUUCAACGUUGGUAGAAAUACCAGUAGCUCAAUCAUCAUCUACCUCCUCAGCAAUAUUUACAAUUCCACUUUUUGUACUAGAGCAAUGUCUACUUUCUCCGUCUCAAGAAGUUGCUCUGGUACAUGAUAUAUUGUAUGCACUACAAGGUUAUGAUUCACAAUUUAUCCAUUAUGAUACAAGUUCAGACCAAUUUAGAAUUAUGCCCUCAGUUUAUGCACCAGAGACAAUUCGCACAAUGGUAUCUGAAAUUUGUUAUUUAGGAGUUUUAUAUCGUAGAAUGAAUCUAGUUAUUGAUGAAGCAAGCAAUAUCAAGACUAAAAACAGUGGAAGUGUAUGUAAAGCAUUUUUGGAAUCUGUAAAACAAGUGAUAUCAGAUUAUAAUGAAUUUAUUGUAGCUAUGCAGAGUCAGGUACAAGAAACAGUAUCUUAUUUAGCAAGACUUCAGUCUCGUCAAAAUCCGAAUUUGGAACUACUUAAUGGAAAUAAGCAGAUUAUAACUUUGAGAAAGUUGUAUCACAGAGUUUUGGAACAAAUAUAUAGAUUAGAAAAACCAUUUGCUUUAUUUCAGGCAUUAAUGAAUACAAGUAGUAGCUCAAUUUUGUCGGGUUUGUACCUGGGAAUUCACACAGGGCAUGAGUAUCACAGAGGAGUUAUGAUGAAUAUCUUUAACAGAUGCUUACUGUCCUGGUUAGAAAACCUAAAUUCGUUCUUAAUUACAGGCGUAUUAAAUGAGAAUCAAGCUCAAGAUUUAUUUAUAAUUCAGUAUAAAGAAGCUGUGGGUAUUCGUUUUGAAUAUGUCCCUACAUUUAUGCAAUACGAAUCAGCUAGAUUAAUUGGUUAUGUAGGCUUUACCAGAUCUUUGAUACAAAAGGUAAACAAAGCAUAUAAUAAAAAAGGAUUACAGCAUGGAGAACACUCUUUAGUUAAUAAUGAUAAUUUGAAGUCCACAGAAAAUUUAUCGGGAUUCAAAAUAACUUCCGAAAUGGUUUUGAAUUCUUGGUCUCUAUACUCUCAUCUAUCUGGUUUGUCAAAGCAAUGUGAUAAUGAGUUGUUAGAUUUACUUUUUAAUAAAGGAAAUAUAAAGAAUCACUUAGAAGUACUUAAAUUAUAUAUGCUGGGUAUACAUGGAGAUUUCUGGGAUAUUGUUAUCUCAGGUAGUACAAGUGAAUUGGAUAAACCUGCAAAGAAUGUUGUAAUACAAGCACUAAUAACUGUACUGGAUGAGGCUAAACUAUUUCAUGAUAAAAUUAAGAAUAAAAAUGCAUUUAAUAUGAAGAGUUUGAAUAGGAGGUGCUCUAAAAAUCAAAUUAUCAAUUCUUACUUAGAUAGGCUUCGCUUACUCUGUUAUGAGCCUACUUUGGGUGAUACUGGUUGGGAUAUUUAUGGUUUAGACUAUGUUAUUGAUGAUGAUCCCAUAUCGUUUUUAUUAUGUGACAACACUUUAUCACGUUAUAGACGUAUUUUUAGAAAUGUAUGGAAGAUAUUCACUUGUAUAACCAAAUUAACACAGACAUGGUUUAUUGCUUCCAAAUUUAUUAGAAAUAAGAACUUGAAUACUAACAAUAGUUCUACCAAUCUGGAUGAUUACUUUUUAGAUAUAUUGAACAAAGGUAUCAACCUGGCUAGGUGUAUUCUUUUAUCUGUAACCGAAAUUAGGAAUAACCUCCUUUUUGAUUCUAUUGAUUCCUUAUGGAAUUGUUUGCAAAGUAAGUUGAAUGAGUGCGCAAGUUUUGAAAAAGUUCAGAAAGUUCAUCAAGAGUUUCUUGAUGGAAUUGAAGGAAAUCUUUUUAUUUUAGAUGAUGGAGGGAAUAACAAACUGAAUUUGAAGACAAAUAUACAGGAGAUAUCUUUCUCUAUUGAUAGGUUGCUCAGGUUAGGUUGUGAUGUUUCUAGAUUAAUAAAUAUAAUUUUGGCUAAUUUCUCAAUAAAUCAGCAUAAGCAAAAUAUACAUGAACAGUUAGAUCAGUAUGGGAAAACAUUCAGAGAAUGUGUAAAAGGGAUUCUACUUAAUAUAAGACUUUUACAAGGAAAAACUAUUAGAUCAAUAUCUCUUACAUAUGAUACUUUAUCUGGACCUAUAAAUCUACAGGAUUCAAUACUUCUCAAUCUAGAAUCUACUCUGAAAUUUUCUAGAUUUGCCAAGUAA